Colletotrichum phormii is the source of this 1368-nucleotide messenger RNA. RefSeq lists its product as uncharacterized. Bases 1 to 1368 code for a protein of 455 amino acids. NCBI's taxonomy places the organism in Eukaryota, Fungi, Ascomycota, Sordariomycetes, Glomerellales, Glomerellaceae. Gene Ontology annotation, molecular function: NADP binding; flavin adenine dinucleotide binding; N,N-dimethylaniline monooxygenase activity. The transcript has 6 exons. The record is from RefSeq and is a predicted model, not a curated record.
AUGCCUAAGAAAGUGAGAAGGGUGGCUGUUAUUGGGGCCGGUCCGGCUGGGGCCAUCGCAACGGACGCUCUGGUCUUCGAACGGCGCGACUUGGCUGGAGGAACUUGGGUCUUUACUCCAGAACUGCCGCCCAGAAUCCCGUCCUUGCGCGCCUUAGUCGAACAACGUGCAAAUGCCCCGAUCGAGAUUCCUAAAAGCUUUCCUACAGAAACUCCGAGAUCUGAGAAGAAUAACUCUCACCAAUUGCGAUACUCAGACACUAGUAUUCAUGAGACGCUGCACAGCAAUAUCACACCCGAAGUCAUGGCGUUUACUCAAGAGCCAAUACCCCAGAUCCUAUCCGAUCGGAACUUGGCGCAAUAUGGCCCAGGCGCCCCAUUCAGACACCGAGAACUUAUUAGAGAAUGGGUGGAGGGAAUAUUCACUCGAGGAGGCCACGAUAAGGGACGAGUGGUUUCUUACGCUGCGAAAGGUGGUGCCGGGGAAGUCAAGGAUUACUGGUGGCAAGAAAGCUUGGAUGCGGUGAUUGCGGCAUCGGGUCAUUUCUACUUGCCUUACAUCCCCGAUAUCCCUGGGCUUGUCGAAUUCGACGAGAAAUUCCCCGGCAGAAUCAAGCACAGCAAGCAUUUCAGUGACUCUGAAGAGUUUCGGGACAAGGUCGGAGCUAACUUGCUACAAAAAGUCAUUGUUAUUGGGGGCUUUGUAUCUGCGUUUGAUGCGCUGCACGACAUUCAACUGGUCUCUCAAAGGCCAGUGAUUGCAUCUCUCAGAGAACCACUGGCCGCAUUCGGGUGGGCGCCUUUCACCCACCCCGAUAUUGGCAUCAAGCCACAGAUCAUCAACUUCUGUCCCAAAAGUGGACGUAUCACGUUCAGUGAUGGAAGUACCGUUGAUGGUGUCGAUGCCGUCGUCUUUGCGACGGGUUAUGACUUUAGCUUCCCAUUUUUGCCUGGGCAGAAGGUGGAGAACAGGCGAGUUCCUGGACUUUACCAGCAUAUCUUCAACAUCGAUGACCCAACCCUUGCAUUCGUUGGAAUGGUAACUGGCGGCUUUACUUUUCGCGUCUUUGAGUGGCAGGCCGUCGCAGCGGCACGAGUCUUUGCGGGACACGGGAAGUUGCCCCCUCGCCUUGAGCAGGAAAAGUGGGAGAAGGACAGGUUGGUGUACAAAGGCGACGGCGUUCCCUUCUUCACUCUUGUACCCGACUUUGAGCAAUACUUCGAUGCAUUGCGGACAAUCGCCGGUGAGCCUUUCGACCCAAAGUGGCUCGAAGCGUUCUCGGAGGUUCUCGACGCCAGAAUUAAGUGGUGGAAGGAGACUAAGAAGGCUGAAGAUCAAUUGAAGCUUGCGUUCAAGUCGAAGCUGUAG